GUCGCACCUGCGCGAGUUGAAGGAAGGAGGAGGGGCGAGGUGACGCAGGCGUAAUAAUAGAGAAGGUGCCAGAAAGAUCCAAAACAAGUGGCUACCGCCGUCGCCCAGGAGUCAGCAGACGCCAGAUUCCGGCCCUGGUUCGAGCUGGUUCCGACCCCCUCCCCCGGGUAUGGCGCUGUCUGGGUCGACCCCUGCCCCGAGCUGGGAGGAGGACGAGUGCCUGGACUACUACGGGAUGCUGUCGCUUCAUCGUAUGUUCGAGGUGGUGGGCGGGCAGCUGACCGAGUGCGAACUGGACCUGCUGGCUUUCCUGCUGGACGAGGCCCCCGGGGCGGCCGGCGGCCUGUCCCACACCCGCAGCGGCCUGGAGCUGCUGCUGGAGCUGGAGCGCCGCGGGCAGUGCGACGAGAGCGACCUGCGGCUCCUGGGGCAACUCCUCCGAGUGCUGGCCCGGCAGGACUUGCUGCCGCACCUGGCGCGCAGGCGGCGCCGGCCAGUGUCUCCAGAACGCUACAGCUAUGGCACCUCCAGCUCUUCUACAAAGAGGACAGAGGGCAGCUGCCGUCGCCGUCGGCAGUCAAGCAGUUCUUCAGAUGCUCAGCAGGGCCAGUGGGAGACAGGCUCCCCCCCGACCAAGCGGCAGCGACGGAGUCGGGGCCGGCCCAGUAGUGGUGCCAGACGGCGGCGGAGAGGGGGCCCAGCCGCCCCCCAGCAGCAGCAGGAGCAGGCCAAACCCACCUCAGAAGGCAAAGUGACCUGUGACAUCCGGCUCAGGGUGCGAGCAGAGUACUGCGAACAUGGGCCAGCCUUGGAGCAAGGUGUGGCAUCUCGGCGGCCCCAGGCGCUGGCGCGGCAGCUAGAUGUGUUCGGGCAGGCCACUGCAGUGCUGCGCUCCCGAGACCUGGGCUCCGUGGUGUGUGACAUCAAGUUCUCAGAGCUCUCCUAUCUGGACGCCUUCUGGGGGGACUACCUGAGUGGUGCCCUGCUGCAGGCCCUGCGGGGUGUGUUCCUAACUGAGGCCCUGCGUGAGGCUGUGGGCCGGGAGGCUGUCCGCCUGCUGGUCAGUGUGGACGAGGCUGACUAUGAGGCUGGCCGGCGCCGCCUGCUGCUGAUGGAGGACGAUGGGGGACGGCGCCCAACCGAGGCCUCCUGAUCCUGGAUCUGGCAGGACUGACCCCACUUCCUAGCCUCUGGGCCACCUUCACCUCGGGAGGAUGAAGACUAUCUUUGCCCCUAGGGGACUGUCACUCCAGCAGCUCUGACUGAGACAGACAGACAGAUGGCCAGGCCCCCCUGACAGCCUGGCGCCUUGACAGCUCCUCUGACAGGAUGUGGGCUCUGAGGCCUAAACCACUUCCAGCUGAGUUUCCUUCCCAAACCCCCUCCCCCUAACCCGACCCUCAAGUGUGUUCCUUCAGCUCCAGCAGGCCAGGGCCUCAGGCAUGCAGGUCCCAAGGGAAGGAGUCAGCCACACAGUCACCAAAGGCCCCUGCACAUUAUGUUCCCUACCCUGGGUUGUGUGCACACACUGCCCCAUGGAAGUCUCCCCUGGGCUCCUGUCCUGGCCUGCUCCACACAGUUCUUUGGCCUAAGGGCUUUUCUCUCAGGAUCUCUGAUUUUAUCACCCCCAACCCUGGGCUUCAGCCACACCAGGCACCAGAGCUGGGGCACACAUGGGGCCUGCUCACUUUGCCCACACAUCUCUACAGCCGCCAGGGCUCUGCCCACCUUCCACACACAGACCUGGCCCUUCACCUUAUCCUGCUCCCCAGAGUUGGACACGGACUUGCACAAGGACUACCCCCAGAGUGUCACGUGUGUGCCAGCAGGAUCAGACCAAGUGUGCUGCUGUUGGCCAUGGGGCCAGGACCAGUCAGCUGCCUUCUCAGAAAGGGAAAGGCAAAGGCUUGGGGGCUUAUGGGAAAGGUAUUUUAUAAAUGGCACCAAUAAAACUGCCCUGGAAGGGGCAUAGGUGGGCA
Molecule: messenger RNA, 1979 nt
Organism: Myotis daubentonii (Daubenton's bat)
Lineage: Eukaryota; Metazoa; Chordata; Mammalia; Chiroptera; Vespertilionidae
Gene: DEDD2
Product: death effector domain containing 2
Biological process (GO): extrinsic apoptotic signaling pathway via death domain receptors; apoptotic process; regulation of apoptotic process
Cellular component (GO): nucleolus
Molecular function (GO): DNA binding; protein binding
Source: RefSeq, a predicted model, not a curated record